This is a messenger RNA of Mandrillus leucophaeus (drill), 3974 nucleotides long. RefSeq names its product adenosine monophosphate deaminase 2 (gene AMPD2). Gene Ontology annotation, biological process: IMP salvage; AMP metabolic process. Lineage: Eukaryota; Metazoa; Chordata; Mammalia; Primates; Cercopithecidae. Gene Ontology annotation, cellular component: cytosol. Gene Ontology annotation, molecular function: AMP deaminase activity. The coding region runs from base 435 to 3074 and encodes 879 amino acids. The record is from RefSeq and is a predicted model, not a curated record. The transcript has 18 exons.
GAUUCUCGGUUCUUCCCCCUCCUCCCAGAGCUGAGCUACCCCCGGAGCUGAGGGUCAGAUGUGGAAGGAAAGUGGGUGCUGGGUUUUCACGGAGUAUGCCAGCCCUGCCCCGGCAGGACUGUGUUUGAGCUUGGACUCACUCGCUGCUGAAUUCCUAUUUGUUAUUCUUUUUUCUUCCAGACUAGCUGGAAGGACCAGCUAGCCUGGACUUUGGCUUCUUUGCCCUGGAGCCCUGGCAUAAUGGGCUGAGGGCUCUUGGUGGGUUAGUGGAGAGCUGGGGGCUGGCCCUUCCCCAUCUUCUUUUCUACCCACUCCCUCCCCCGCCCCCCGCCAAGCCCAGCCACCAUCAGUCACGUCACUCCUGGGACUGAGGAGGGAGGGGAGGGAUAGGGGGCAGAGAUGGAGGCCCCACUCCCCGAGGUUGCCUAGACAACAUGAGAAAUCGUGGCCGGGGCCUCUUCCGCCUGCGGAGCCGCUGCUUCCUGCAUCAGUCACUCCCGCUGGGGGCGGGGCGGAGGAAGGGGUUGGAUGUGGCAGAGCCAGGCCCCAGCCGGUGCCGCUCAGACUCCCCCGCUGUCGCCGCCGUGGUCCCAGCCAUGGCAUCCUAUCCAUCUGGCUCUGGCAAGCCCAAGGCCAAAUAUCCCUUUAAGAAGCGGGCCAGCCUGCAGGCCUCCACUGCAGCUCCAGAGGCUCGGGGUGGUCUGGGGGCCCCUCCGCUGCAGUCUGCCCGAUCCCUGCCGGGCCCCGCCCCCUGCCUCAAGCACUUCCCGCUCGACCUGCGCACGUCUAUGGAUGGCAAAUGCAAGGAGAUCGCCGAGGAGCUGUUUACCCGCUCGCUGGCCGAGAGUGAGCUCCGUAGUGCCCCGUAUGAGUUCCCCGAGGAGAGCCCCAUUGAACAGCUGGAGGAGCGGCGGCAGCGGCUGGAGCGGCAGAUCAGCCAGGAUGUCAAGCUGGAGCCGGACAUCCUGCUUCGGGCCAAGCAAGAUUUCCUGAAGACAGACAGUGACUCGGACCUACAGCUCUACAAGGAACAGGGUGAGGGGCAGGGUGACCGGAGCCUGCGGGAGCGUGAUGUGCUGGAACGGGAGUUUCAGCGGGUCACCAUCUCCGGGGAGGAGAAGUGUGGGGUGCCAUUCACAGACCUGCUGGAUGCUGCCAAGAGUGUGGUGCGGGCGCUCUUCAUCCGGGAGAAGUACAUGGCCCUGUCCCUGCAGAGCUUCUGCCCCACCACCCGCCGCUACCUGCAGCAGCUGGCUGAAAAGCCUCUGGAGACCCGGACCUAUGAGCAGGGCCCCGACACCCCUGUGUCUGCUGAUGCCCCGGUGCACCCCCCUGCACUGGAGCAGCACCCGUACGAGCACUGUGAGCCAAGCACCAUGCCUGGGGACCUGGGCUUGGGUCUGCGCAUGGUGCGGGGUGUGGUGCACGUCUACACCCGAAGGGAACCUGACGAGCAUUGCUCAGAGGUGGAGCUGCCAUACCCUGACCUGCAGGAAUUUGUGGCUGACGUCAAUGUGCUGAUGGCCCUGAUUAUCAAUGGCCCCAUAAAGUCAUUCUGCUACCGCCGGCUGCAGUACCUGAGCUCCAAGUUCCAGAUGCACGUGCUACUCAAUGAGAUGAAGGAACUGGCCGCCCAGAAGAAAGUGCCACACCGAGAUUUCUACAACAUCCGCAAGGUGGACACCCACAUCCAUGCCUCGUCCUGCAUGAACCAGAAGCAUCUGCUGCGCUUCAUCAAGCGGGCGAUGAAGCGGCACCUGGAGGAGAUCGUGCACGUGGAGCAGGGCCGUGAACAGACGCUGCGGGAGGUCUUUGAGAGCAUGAAUCUCACAGCCUAUGACCUGAGUGUGGACACGCUGGAUGUGCAUGCGGACAGGAACACUUUCCAUCGCUUUGACAAGUUUAAUGCCAAAUACAACCCUAUUGGGGAGUCCGUCCUCCGAGAGAUCUUUAUCAAGACGGACAACAGGGUAUCUGGGAAGUACUUUGCUCACAUCAUUAAGGAGGUGAUGUCAGACCUGGAGGAGAGCAAAUACCAGAAUGCAGAGCUGCGGCUGUCCAUUUACGGGCGCUCGAGGGAUGAGUGGGACAAGCUGGCGCGCUGGGCUGUCAUGCACCGUGUGCACUCCCCCAACGUGCGCUGGCUGGUGCAGGUGCCCCGCCUCUUUGAUGUGUACCGUACCAAGGGCCAGCUGGCCAACUUCCAGGAGAUGCUGGAGAACAUCUUCCUGCCACUGUUUGAGGCCACUGUGCACCCUGCCAGCCACCCGGAGCUGCAUCUGUUCUUGGAGCAUGUGGAUGGUUUUGACAGUGUGGAUGACGAGUCCAAGCCUGAGAACCAUGUCUUCAACCUGGAGAGCCCCCUGCCUGAGGCGUGGGUGGAGGAGGACAACCCACCCUAUGCCUACUACCUGUACUACACCUUUGCCAACAUGGCCAUGUUGAACCACCUGCGCAGGCAGAGGGGCUUCCACACGUUUGUGCUGAGGCCACACUGUGGGGAGGCUGGACCCAUCCACCACCUGGUGUCAGCCUUCAUGCUGGCUGAGAACAUUUCCCAUGGGCUGCUUCUGCGCAAGGCCCCCGUCCUGCAGUACCUGUACUACCUGGCCCAGAUUGGCAUCGCCAUGUCCCCGCUCAGCAACAACAGCCUCUUCCUCAGCUACCACCGGAAUCCGCUACCGGAGUACCUGUCCCGCGGCCUCAUGGUCUCCCUGUCCACUGAUGAUCCCCUGCAGUUCCACUUCACCAAGGAGCCGCUGAUGGAGGAAUACAGCAUCGCCACCCAGGUGUGGAAGCUCAGCUCCUGCGAUAUGUGUGAGCUGGCCCGCAACAGCGUGCUCAUGAGUGGCUUCUCGCACAAGGUAAAGAGCCACUGGCUGGGACCCAACUAUACCAAGGAAGGCCCUGAGGGGAAUGACAUCCGCCGGACGAAUGUGCCAGACAUCCGCGUGGGCUACCGCUACGAGACCCUGUGCCAGGAGCUGGCGCUUAUCACGCAGGCAGUCCAGAGUGAGAUGCUGGAGACCAUUCCGGAGGAGGCGGGUAUCACCAUGAGCCCAGGGCCUCAGUGAGCCUGGUCCAUGAAGUGCCCACCACAUCGCAGCACUUUUACCACGUUUUGUCCUCAGACCCCUCCCAUGCUGUGUGGUCUCUGCAUGUCUCCGUUCUUGUCUGUCUCUGUCUUGCAUGUCUCCGACCAUGUCACUGUCCCUGAGCCGCCCAGUGAAAGCAAAGCCUGGGAAUCUGCUCGUUGUUGUUCGGGCUCAGGUAGCACCUGACGGCCCAGGUAUUGAGGGUCCCCCCUGCUGGUGGCCCUGUCCUGGGGUCCUUAGAAGCCUGACUGUCCUACGGGAUUCUCCAGUGUCCAUAGGGGCUUGGGAUGGUUGUGGGGGGCUGGCCCCUCUAGCCUUUCAGGUCCUUCCUGGACAAAUCUAAGCCUUGGCCAGGGCUGGAGUUUAGGCCCCUGUCUUGUUCAUGUAACCGAGGGGCAGGCGGGGGACCUGUACACCUCUGCUGUGGGCACGGGGCUGCUGAGGGUCUGUGGAACUCCAGCAGCUCCGCACUGGCUAGAGCUGGGCUGAGAGCUCAGUCACAGCCCUGGGCUUCCUGGCCUAAGUGGGUAGACGCAGGUGGCAGAGGUGCUGGACCACAUCUCCACCAAGUCACUGCCCAGCAGCCUUCUCCGUCCUGUCCCCAGCCCACGUGCUCCUUGGGUGUCAGCUUCCUGUGCCUCUGUGGGAGAGGGCAGCUGCCUUGUGUUAUGUCUGGGGCCACGGUCACUGCAAGGUCCUGGAUCUGCCACUCAACCCUGGGAGUGGUGUUCCCAGUGUGGCUCCCAGAGCUUUGACCAGAUCCUCAUCCCAGCUGGCCCCUGUGUUAUGUUCUGGACCGAGGCCUUUGCUGUGAACUGCAGUGUUUCAUACGACCCAUCUUUCCUAGUGCAUGAGAAAUAAAGAUUAUUUAAUUAAUGA